Messenger RNA from Myodes glareolus (Bank vole), 276 nucleotides. NCBI's taxonomy places the organism in Eukaryota, Metazoa, Chordata, Mammalia, Rodentia, Cricetidae. The record is from RefSeq and is a predicted model, not a curated record.
GUGACCUAUGAGGAUGUGUAUAUACAUUUCACUUGGGAUGAAUGGGCUUUGCUGGAUCCUUCCCAGAAAAAUCUUUACAAAGAAGUGAUGCUGGAUACCUACAGGAACCUCACUGCUAUAGCCAACAAUUGGGAAGACCAUAAUAUUGAAGAAGAACCUGAUCAAAUUUCUCCACAACAUGGAAGGUAUAUCAUAUGUCACAAUAGAUACAAGCCACGUGAGCAUAGGGAGAUGGAAAGAGGCAACUUACUUCCCUCUCUUUCCCAGAACAAUUAA